This is a messenger RNA of Symbiodinium necroappetens, 231 nucleotides long. The record is from the annotation of a GenBank genome assembly. NCBI's taxonomy places the organism in Eukaryota, Dinophyceae, Suessiales, Symbiodiniaceae.
AUGGCCCUGCCCCACGUGGAGGAAGAUCAGGUCAAGGAGUCAAGCUUCAAGACAUCUGCCACGUUGCAGGAUGCAGGCAAUUCAUGGCAUUCACGGAGAAAGCUGCUAAGCAGCCCUUGCCUGCUGAGAGGGACAUGGGCACGAAGGGGGGUGGGGGUUCUGCGCUCUUCAGACUCCUCGACUAAGCCUGCGAGAGAAAACUCCUUGUCAUCAGGAGCGCCGCAGCAUUGA